CCGAUUGCAUACAACCGGCACAUCGUGGUGGUUUCACGAAGAAUGGGGGCCGGUGCCAGCGUCGAUGUGGUGACCAAGGAGCAGUGCCAGUCACUCUAUGGGGACCUCUUCGACGAGGGGGAAUGGAACAAGGCCGCUGUCGACGGCGUCGUGACCCGCGACAAGCUCCAUGCGGUCUUCUUGGAGCUCACGGACGUGUUCCUGACCCACGAUUGGGGCAUGGAUGGAACAACUCACAAAAACGUGAGUGCUGUCAACACACUUCUCAAAGCUCGAGGCAUCACAACGUGGUUUGACGAAGAAAAGAUGGAGGGCAAUGUGAAGAAGCAGAUGAUCCACGGGAUCGACCACGCCCGCGCAAUUGUCGUGUUCGUGACGCAGCGCUACAUCGACAAAGUCGGGGGCAACAACGCCGAAGACAAUUGCCAACUCGAGUUUAACUACGCCGCACGGCGCAAGACCGCGUCCAAAAUGAUCCCGGUACUGAUUGAUCCGAGCCCAGCAUUGAAGAACACAGGCAACUGGACGGGCGAAGUGGGAUUUGUGUUGGGCGGGCAUUUAUACCUCGACUUGAGCUCGGCGUUUGGCAACGACCAGCUGCUGGCAUCAAAGGUCGACGAGCUUGUGGCCAAGAUCGUCAGUGUCGCUGGCGCACCUCUCGCCGAGAGAAUUCAAUCUGUUGCCCAACAUGACGUGAUGGCCGCUCCUCCCUUGGGCGUUGCGACCACUGGGGCAGGCGACCCAUCCCCCCGGGCAUCGACAAUUAGCACCGUUGCCUUGGCGACUUUGACGCAUCACCAAGUUGGGGCAUUGCUCAACAAUUUGACGUGUUCAAAGUACAGUGCUGCGUUUGUGGAGAAUGAGAUCACGGGCGAAGUUUUGUGUGGUGUGGCAAGUGCCGACGAGGUCAAAGAGAUGGGCGUGGCCUUGGCGCCCAAGGCGCGCAUGUUGUUUGAUAAGAUUACUGAAUUCAAGGCGUCUGGAGUGCCGUCGCAGCUCCUUCAGGCCAAGGAAGCGACCCCUACGAAUGCGGUCUCCCCCAGAACUCUUACAACGACGCAAGAGACGUUUGAAGAGAUUAAGGCAGCGCUCCUGCCGCCAACGUGGGCUCAACUAUACAAGUACCAGCUCGAAACGAGCGGCGCCAACCAACUCUCGAACCACAAACUGACGUGGCCGACACCCGCAUGCAGCAUGUCCGUGCUGGGGGGAUUGUUCUCGAACGGCGACUAUGCCGACCUGAUGAAGAACAACUGGGAGGUCCAUCGCCUCGAGCCGUUGGCGAGUCGUUUGGACAAACGGGAGUUCCUCCUGUCGUUCAAAAUGAAGGUAGUCCGCGGCGACGCGACGCCAAUCUGCGCCGGGUACAACCCGUGGUUUGCCAUCGACAUCAGCUCCGACAUGUGCCUCAUCAUUCAAUGCAAUCGAGAAGUCGACAGCUUCGUCGUUCAGCUCCACGGACACCCAUGGCAAGUGCCAAAGGAGACGUGGCUCGACGUUGCUGUCCUCGUCGAUGUACCGCAUGCUCUGAUCCAGGUCGUGGUCAACACUGAGCGAAUGGAUCCGAUUUCGUUACCGCCGCAAUUCGACUUUACGGCCGACAGCCCCACCCACGGCAACGAAUUUUCCCUCACCCGACUUGACACCAUGACGAACCUCUUCCACGGCAACUUGCGCAAAAUCGAGUUGUACUCGACCGUGCCGUGUAUGAGGCCGCAACCUGUCGUCGGUCACCCGGACGGAUUCCCCGACUGCCGUGCAACCCACCUCGGGAUGGUCCACGGGUGUGUGGUCGAGUGGAAGAUGAAUGCCCUUUGCGACUACCGCGACAUGAAGACGAGCGUUGUCGACAGCGUGGAGGGGAAAGAGAUGGCUGUCCCCAAGGGCAGCUUCAUCCAUCCAGAACUCGGGACGUACUUUGACGGCGACUACUACAGCGAAGCAUUCCACCAGGCCAACUUGACCCGCGCCGGCAACUGCUUCAAUCGGCGCCUGAACAACUACGCGUUUCUCGUUACGAUGCGGUUUGCCUCGAUGGGCCCGUGCUAUCUGAUGACGCUCGGCAUCAGCCAUCGCUACUUCGUCGUCAAGAUCACAGAGGACGGGUCGUUGGUCGUGCUGUUGAAUUGCCAUAGCGAAAUGCACACUAUUCAAGAUGGGGGCGGCGACGUCAAGCUCCCGCACAAGACGUGGCACGAUCUGGCAGUCGGGGUGUACGACAAUGCCAUCGUUGUCGUCGCAGACGGACGAGCGAUGGAUCGCAUCGUGCUGUCCGGGGACUUUAAAUUUUCUCCGUUACCUGGGGAAGACACAGAGCUGCUCUUGGUCAACUAUGGAUGUGGCGGAUGCUUUCACGGAUUCCUAGAAUCCCUUGCGCUAUGGUCGACGGGCUGCCCCGAGGAGGGCUAGAAGGCGCUGUCGCGAGUUGGAGCAACGUAGUUGGACUUGGCGUAAUUUCUAACGCCGUCGUACUUGC
Aphanomyces invadans is the source of this 2476-nucleotide messenger RNA. RefSeq lists its product as hypothetical. The record is from RefSeq and is a predicted model, not a curated record. The transcript has 6 exons. Gene Ontology annotation, biological process: signal transduction. NCBI's taxonomy places the organism in Eukaryota, Oomycota, Saprolegniomycetes, Saprolegniales, Verrucalvaceae. Bases 43 to 2409 code for a protein of 788 amino acids.